Messenger RNA from Arvicola amphibius (Eurasian water vole), 3593 nucleotides. RefSeq names its product zinc finger protein 431-like. The coding region runs from base 622 to 2475 and encodes 617 amino acids. Gene Ontology annotation, molecular function: RNA polymerase II cis-regulatory region sequence-specific DNA binding; DNA-binding transcription activator activity, RNA polymerase II-specific. Gene Ontology annotation, cellular component: nucleus. The record is from RefSeq and is a predicted model, not a curated record. NCBI's taxonomy places the organism in Eukaryota, Metazoa, Chordata, Mammalia, Rodentia, Cricetidae. The transcript is spliced from 4 exons. Gene Ontology annotation, biological process: regulation of transcription by RNA polymerase II.
AUAAUUAAUAAAUGGGACCUGUUAAAACCGAAAACCUUCUCUAAAGCAAAGAUCUGGUAUCUUAGAUAAAAUAUUAAAUCUCUUGGAUGGCUAUUACUUAUGAUUCAUUCAGGACUACAGUGAAAAAAAAGCAACACUUGGGUCAUAAAUAAUGUCUCUGGGUUGUAGAGAAAAACAGGUAGUUCCAGGUGGCAGUCAAGUGCUGAACAGUGGCAGAAAUUUUCAGGGAAAUAAUCAUUAUAGAGAAGACAACAAUCUACAUUGAUAGCCUAGCAAGCUGCCAAAAUGUAAGAAUUUAUUUUUCUAUGUCCUCAGUUAAUGGAAGAAUAGGUAAAGUAAUUCCUAGUCUCCAGAUACAACUUCAUAGAAAGCCUGCUGCAACUCUGGUCUAAGCAAGGCAGGGUCUAUCACAACUUAGACGCCAAAUUUGGGGGAAUAAUCGAUAUUGUACUGGUUCUGGAAACAAAAAGAUGCAAAAUUUAAGGCUAUACAUUCUUUCUUUUUUUCAGUUCAGCACUUUUGUAGGUGUCUGGUAGCUUCUGCGCUCCACUGAGGAGACUUUAAGAGUUCAUUACAUGACGCUGUGAGAAAGAUGCCUGGGUUGUAUUUUGAGACCAUAAGAUGGAUGCAAUAACUUAUAGUGAUGUGCAUAUUGACUUCAGUCUGGAAGAGUGGGCUCUGCUGGAUCCUUCCCAGAAGAAUCUGUACAAAGAUGUGAUGCUGGAGACCUAUACGAACCUCACUGCUAUAGGCUGCAGAUGGGAAGAUCAUAAUAUUGAAGAGUAUUGUCAAAGUUCUCGAAGAUAUGGAAGGCAUAAAAGAAGUCAUUCAGAACAACCUUCUGAAUAUACUCAGUGGGUUAAAGCCUUUCCAUAUCACAGUUAUCUUCAAAGACAUGAAAGAAUUCAUAGUGGUCAGAAGCUCUAUGAAGGUGCUGAAUAUGGUGAUGCCUUUGAAUAUUAUAAUAGUUUCCAGAUACAGAAAGGAAGCCAUAGUGCAGCAAAACGCCAUGAAUGUGAUCAGUGUGGUAAAUCCUUUUCACGAUACAGUCGUCUUCAAAUACAUAAAAGAACACAUACUGGAGAGAAACCCUAUGAAUGUACUCAAUGUAGAAAAGCCUUUUCACAACACAGUAAUCUUCAAAUACAUAAAAGAACACAUACUGGCGAGAAACCCUUUGAAUGUACUCAAUGCGGUAAAGCCUUUUCACAACACAGUACUCUUCAAAUGCAUAAAAGAACACAUACUGGAGAGAAACCCUAUGAAUGUACUCAUUGUGGAAAAUCCUUUGCACGUCUUAGUAUUCUUCAAAUGCAUAAAAGAACACAUACUGGAGAAAAACCUUUUGACUGUAAUCAAUGUGGCAAAGUAUUUGCAGUACAAAGAAGUCUCCAUAUGCAUAAACGAACACAUACUGGAGAGAAACCCUAUGAAUGUAAUCAAUGUGGAAAAGCCUUUGCAGAACACAGUUAUCUUCAAAGGCAUAAAAGAAUGCAUACUGGAGAGAAACCUUAUGAAUGUAAUCAAUGUGGAAAAGUCUUUGUAUAUCAAACUAGUCUCCGAAUGCAUAAACGAACACAUACUGGAGAGAAACCCUAUGAAUGUAAUCAAUGUGGUAAAGCCUUUUCGCAACACAGAUAUCUUCAAAUGCAUAAAAUAACGCAUACUGGAGAGAAAUCUUAUUUAUGCACUCAUUGUGGAAAAGCCUUUGUACAUCAAAAUUCUCUUCAGAGGCAUGAAAAAACACAUACUGGAGUGAAACCCUAUGAAUGUAAUCAAUGUGGUAAAGCCUUUGUUUGUCAAAGUAGUUUCAGACUACAUAAAAGAGCACAUACUGGAGAGAAACCCUGUGAAUGUUCUCAAUGUGGUAAAGCUUUUGUAUGCCAAAGUCGUCUUCAAAAACAUAGAAGAACACAUACUGGAGAGAAACCCUAUGUAUGUAUUCGAUGUGGAAAAGCCUUUGCACAACAUGGUCAUCUUCAAAGGCAUGAAAGAAUACAUACUGAAGAGAAACUCUAUGAAUGUAAUUAUUGUGGAAAAGUUUUUUCACACCCCAGUGUGCUACAUAGGCAUAACAGAAUACAUACUGGAGGGAAACCCUAUCAUUGUACUCAAUGUGGAAAAGCCUUUGCACAUCCUAGUGUUCUACAAAGACAUAAAAGAACACAUACUGGAGAGAAACCCUAUAAAUGUAUUCAGUGUGGAAAAGCCUUUACAGAACAUAGUUAUCUUCAAAGGCAUAAAAGAACACAUACUGGAGAGAAACCCUAUAUAUGUACUCAUUGUUCAAAAGGCUUUGCACGGCACUGUUAUCUUCAAAGGCAUGAAAGAACACAUAAUGGAGAGAAACCCUAUGAAUGUAAUCAAUGUGGUAUAGCCUUUGUAUCUCAAAGCAGUUUCCGAACACAUAAAAGGGCACAUACUGGAGAGAAACUCUUUGAGUGCCCUCAAUUUGGAAAUGCCUUUAUACACUAAAUUCUCUUCAUAGGUAUGAAUGAUCACAUACUAUAGAGAAACCCUAUGAAUAUACUCAAUGUGGAAAGACUUUUGUAUGCCAAAUCAGUCUCUGAGUACUAAAACAUUCUGGAGAAAAAACAUACACAUGUAAUGUGAUAAAGCUGUUACAUAUAUCAGUUAUCUUCAGAAUCAUAAAAGAUCAUACUGCAAAGAAACCCUCAAAAUGUAGUCAGUGUAGCAAAGUUUUGCAAGUCAUGGUAGUAGUAUAAGAGUAAAACUUGUGUGAUUGGUCUGUUAUAAAGCCUUUGAACAUAUUAGACUUUGAGGAUUGGAAAAAAAACUCAUACUGAAUGGAAUCUAUAUAAAGUAUCUGGUAAGAUUUAUAGCCAAAACACUUAUGUUCAAUUAAACAAGAUUUUUUAUUCUGCAGAAAAAAAAUUGACAAGAGUCAGCAGUUUCUUCAAGCAUUAUUAUGGAUCUUAGUUCAAGCCAGCCUGGUAUACAGAGUGAUAUCCAGGAUAGCCAAAGAUGUACAGCGAAACCGUGACUGGAAAAACUAAGGAUUAAAAGUAAAACUCAAAGAAAUAGAGAAAAAAGCUACAUAAUCAUGGAAAAUACACAGACAAUCUGGAUACAGUAUAAUAUUGUGUUGUCUUUCAAGUGUUUGGCUGCAGAGGAAGGAGGAGCAAUAGCUGCUAAAAGACAAUUAUAAAUGCUUUUGAAUUAAUCCAACCUAUAUAUUUUGAAAAUGUCUUGACAUUGCAAUUUAAGUCAAAAGAUAUGAUACUUUGGAGAAGAGGUUUUGUUUUUGUUUUCACAGGAAAUGAGAGGCUGUGGCUUUAUUCUAGGCUAAGAAAAAUAAGCUUUGAUCAAGGAAGACCUCCCGGAAAAAAUCUCCAGUGGAAAUGGAUGGCCGCAAUGAUCCAGUGUUUUAGAGCACCAGUUUUGCAGUUUUUCUGAGUUUUGCAUACAGAACAGCCUCCAAAUUGCUGGAUGAGAUAACCCAGCCUCACAGAAUACUCCAGUUAGUACUUGACCAUAAUCCAUAAUUUUCUUUUCUUUUCUUCAGUGUAUAGAAUGGGAUGCCCAUCAUUUGUGAACCAUUUUUAUUUAAAUAAAUAACAAGCAGUGUAUGA